Messenger RNA from Sardina pilchardus (European sardine), 4827 nucleotides. Its product is annotated as cytidine monophosphate-N-acetylneuraminic acid hydroxylase-like. Gene Ontology annotation, molecular function: 2 iron, 2 sulfur cluster binding; CMP-N-acetylneuraminate monooxygenase activity. The transcript is spliced from 15 exons. Gene Ontology annotation, biological process: CMP-N-acetylneuraminate metabolic process. The record is from RefSeq and is a predicted model, not a curated record. Bases 165 to 1943 code for a protein of 592 amino acids. Lineage: Eukaryota; Metazoa; Chordata; Actinopteri; Clupeiformes; Clupeidae. Gene Ontology annotation, cellular component: cytoplasm.
GCAACAGGUGCUCGUUUGAUUUGAUUAGAAGUUACUUUGAUCGAGCUGCUUUUUGAAUUGGACUUUUUGGACAAACCCCAAUUGCGCCACAACGAUUUUAGCAUAUUUGUCCAUUGUCCUUGUGACCAAUCGGUUUUGGUUCAACGGAAGCCUCGGCUAUUUCCAUGGCAUCCCAGUUUGCGCAGAGCGUGCUGACCCUGAACUCCGAGGCUGUUGGGUCGCUGAAAGACGGCAUCAACUUCAAGAAGAGCCCUGUGGAUGGGAAGUGCUACAUCAUCUACAAGAGCAGCGAGGGUCAGCUGCGAGCAUGCAGGAACCAGUGCAAGCACCAAGGAGGCGUCUUCAUCAAGGACAUCGAGGACAUGGACGGCAGGACGGUCCGCUGUACUAAGCAUAACUGGAAACUCAACAUGGAGACCAUGCAGUACGUCAACCCCCCUGACAGCUUCAUGCAGGACGAACUCGAGGUUGUGUGGGCAGACGACCCUGAUGGUGGUCUGGACCUUGUGGAGCUGAAUCCUCCUGACCCAUGGCUCACAGACCCCAUGGACGCCCAGGAGCUGCAGCCCGGUGAAGUGACCUUGACGUAUCUCACUCAUGCGUGCAUGGAGCUGAAGUUGGGUGAGCGGAAGAUGAUGUUUGACCCCUGGCUGACGGGCCCAGCGUUUGCUCGUGGCUGGUGGCUGCUGCAUGAGCCUCCGCCCGACUCCCUGGACAGGCUCUGCAACGCUGACCUCAUCUACAUCAGCCACAUGCACUCAGACCACCUCAGUUACCCGACACUAAAGACUCUAUCUGAAAAGCGACCUGACCUACCCAUAUACGUGGGAGACACUUCUCGACCAGUGUUCUGGUAUCUGAAAAACAGUGGACUGAACCUUACCAACAUCAAUGUGGUUCCUUUUGGUGUCUGGCAAAAUGUAGACAAGCACCUCAGAUUCAUGAUUCUAAUGGAUGGUGUCCAUCCUGAAAUGGACACUUGUAUGAUUGUUGAAUAUAAAGGUCACAUGAUCUUGAACACGGUGGACUGCACGCGGCCCAAUGGGGGUCGCCUGCCGCAUGGAGUGGACCUGAUGAUGAGCGACUUUGCUGGAGGAGCCUCUGGGUUUCCCAUGACCUUCCAUGGAGGGAAGUACACUGAGAGCUGGAAGGCGGACUUCAUCCGGACAGAGAGGAGGAAGCUGCUCCAUUAUAAGGCCCAGCUGGUGAAGUCACUGCAGCCCAAGAUCUACUGCCCAUUUGCAGGCUACUUCACAGAGGCACAUCCCUCUGACAAAUACAUUAAGGAGACCAACAUAAAAAAUAGCCCAGAGGAUCUCAACGCUCAGAUCAGGAAGAGCAGUCCUGACAUCCUCACCUGGACUCCCAAACCUGGGGCUGUGCUGGAUCUGGGUGAAGCACUGAAACACCCCUCCACUGGGAGUGCCAUAACAGACCCACCAGCUGGAACAAAGGUGUUUAAGGACAGCUGGGAGUUGGACUUGUAUGUGAGAGAGCUCAACGCUGCUAUUGGUGAUGACAUUUUUAAGCACAGAAGCUGGAUCCCAUUUUACUACAACUGGGCAGGCUUUAAAGACUACAACCUUGUCAUUCGGGUGAUUGAAACGGAUGACGAUUUUAACCCUGUGCCUGGGGGCUAUGACUACUUGGUGGACUUUCUGGAUUUGUCCUUCCCCUCCAGGCGCCCAAACAGGGAGCACUCUUACCUAGAGAUGAAGAACAGGGUGGGAGUGAUGAGGCACGUGGUGAAAACCGGUCUGUUGUGGGACGAUCUGUACAUCGGUUUCCAGAACCGACUCAGCAGAGAUCCUGAUGUUUAUCACCACAGAUUUUGGAACCACUUCCAGGCAUGCCUGCCAACCUCCAGUCCUGAUUGGGCAUCCUUCCUUCAGCAGACGCUGGAUGCAAAUGAUCCUGAGGGUUCCACGUGUGUGAUGUCAUGAUGACCUCGGGGACUGCUUCCUGACAGCUUCCUUAGAAUUCCAAUCUAAUAUGCUGACACUAAAGAUUGUAUAUUUCUAUUUCAUUCUAACAGGGGAGCUACACCAGAUGCGUAACUGAAGCGCUCCAUUCCCAAUUUGAUGCGACAAUGGCGCGUAGGUUCGGAAAAAAGAUAGACCAGUCUUCUAAAAUGAAUUUUACGCGUUGCGAACGGAAUGCUUCAGUUACGCGCCUGGUGUAAUGUAGCUCCCCUGUAAUAGGCUCAGCCACUAAACAUUGUAUUGCAUUAUUCUAUUCCAUUCUAAUGACACAAAUCUAAUAUAUCCUUGACAGUGCCUAUUUUUAUGUAUUCUCAUUCUUAAUGUUUUAAACUAAUUUAUAUGAUUACAGGCAAUGCACAUAAACUAAAGCUGAUUGAAUUACAAGCAAAAUCUAUUGAAUCAAUCCUAGCAUACUUAAGAACCAAAAUCUUAUAGGGACUCCUAUGGAGCUUUGGUUCCAAAAUAUGAUAGGAGUCUAAUAGGAUUAUUUCUAUUGAAAAUAUACAUAGGUUAAUUGCAAAAAGACUCCAAUAGGAUUUUGGUUCCAUCCACAACAUUGCUAGUGUGCAUAGGCUAGCUAGCCAAAAGGACAACAUAACGUAGUUCCUCAAUGCUACUCUGGGGUGCGUUUCUAGAAGAGUUAGCAACAGCGUUGUUUAACCACCGUGGUGCGACGCAACUUGCGAUCAAACAACGACAGUGUUACACCUGUUUCCAGAAAGCAUCGUACUUGUGUCGCAAUUCGCUACCUCCGGUGUUCGAACACCGUUGUUCCAACAACGUUGUUGAGGACGCAGCGGCACAUUUCAUUGGUGGAAAAAGUGUCAACGUAUAAUACCCCACCCACUAGAAGUUCUCUGUCACUGGAUGCCUAUCACUUGUCUUUUAUAGAUUCUCCUUUCCUUCUUCGAUCCUCGUCCUCACUGAAUGAUGGGGCGGCAACAAUGGGAUAGAGGACCGGGGAUCGAGGAGGGAUGUUGAGAGGCACCCACUAUGUGUCGACGUGUCUAAUUUAAACCCAAAGUGAUUCAUGCUGGCAUUAUCAUUGCUAUCAGGAAAAAACGUAAACCUAUGCAAGCACAUGGAACAGUUUGCUUAAGCUGUCCAAUAUAUGUACUUAUUUGUGUGGAAUAUCUAAAAAAUAUCUGUACAAAAUAUAUAUGGCCUAGACUAAUUACAAAUUAUCACAAUACUAAAUCGGUGUCUGGUGGUUCAGCUGUUGCAUGUCAGUACAUUGCGCGCGCGGCCCAAGUUCGCAUCUUACCUCUCCAUGUGACUUUUGAGUAAGAGCAGGCAUACCACACACACAACAUAGGUUAGACCCUAAAUAUAUUUAAUUGCUUUACAUCGAGUGGCCAGGAACACGACAUCAGUUUAAUAGUUCCACGACAUUACUUAUUAGGGUUAUUUCCACGUUUCACUAGUCAGAAACAAAAGCAUGUGUGAUGCAUACGGGAAAAGAACCUACGAUGUUGUGAUGAUAAGCCACCUGCCUUAACCACUAUACUAAUGAACGAUAUGCUUGACCCGAGGGUUUGUCAAUAUCAUAACAGUAGCCUACCAAAACGCAAACCAACACGCAAAUGAACGCAAGGUAACACACGUAGCAAGAAUGAGCCCAACGGUAUUUUAAUUUAUAUUAGCCUACAGUAUAGCGCAAUCAUUGAGUCACGAGAAAACAACAACUUAGUGAUUUUUGGUUGGGCGCUUGUGAUUUUUGGUCAGGCGAUCUUGCACUGACGACAUCACCAACUGGAACUCCCAAGGUACGACACAGGUGCGACUGCCCAGGGGCAGUAGUUCAAACGACCAAACUUUGCGUCCUUGUUUGCGAUUGAGAGUUUGAACUACCUUUUCUAGAAACACCAAAUUCAAGAAUGACGGAGCGAACUCCCAAGAUUGCGACGCAAGUUAGCAAACGACGCUUUCCAGAAACGCACCCUUGGGAAGUUUUGCAUUAAAGAUAAGUGGUUUUCUAAAAACAACAAUAACAACAACAAUAAUAAAUAAAACUCUUUACUUUUAAAAUAUUUACUUUUGGGAGCUUUUGACUUAGAAAAAAUAGAUUUCCAGUGUGAUUGUUCGAUUUAAAAAGAAACAUUUUUACCCUUUUAAUGAUUAUUGUUUAGAGCUUUUGACUGCAAUUGCAGUACAAAUGUUUGGUGUUUUCUUUCAUUGUUAUAAUAUUUGUUUAAGUAAUCUUACACUUGAACUAUUUAUGUUGGUUUUGGGGGACUUUUUGCCUUUGAUUGUGAUGGGACCGUAGAAAUUGUCAUGAGAUGAGUAGAAGGAAGGCAUGGGAGAUAGGAGUUGGGUGGAGAGAUGACCGCAGGUCAGAAUUGAACCUGGGUCUCCAUGGGCACUUUGCCCCGAAUGUGGUGUGAAUGCUGUGGCCUGAACCACAUCACCCCCUUCAUACUUGAACUCUAUGAGAAUAGACAGUUGAUCAGACACGGAAACCUGGCUUCAGAAAGUAAAAGUCCUACUGUACCAUGUUUUGAUUCGACCUGUGCAUCUAAAACUGGUGAUUGCACUAAUCAUCCGCUGAGGAGUUGAACGACUAAGAAUCAGUAUGGCUAUUGUUGCAUGGAACGUAACAGAACAAAUAUGUGGGAUAACGUUUACUUUCUGAACCAGGUUUCUCAUCUCUACUGAUGAUAACAUGUUUGCCUUGAUCUGAUUAUGUAGCUGCAUGGCACAAAAUAAAUGAAGAACUUAUUUUAAAUACAAGGGCAUUUUUUUUAUCUAUUUAUGUUCAUUUCUGGUCUUAAAGGGAUAAUAUGGAGUGAAAUGCACUUUAGAUCAAUUUUUUGGACUAUUGGGAGUACGUUGAGUUGACACUAAA